Molecule: messenger RNA, 1416 nt
Organism: Penicillium waksmanii
Lineage: Eukaryota; Fungi; Ascomycota; Eurotiomycetes; Eurotiales; Aspergillaceae
Exons: 3
Coding region: 1-1416 (471 amino acids)
Source: RefSeq, a predicted model, not a curated record
AUGAAUGAAGAAUCCGCUGAAGCUUCGUUGAUGGCCUAUAAAGAUAAGAGACUUCGACUACUCUAUGAGCCUUUAGGCUUGCUCCAUGCUUUGGGCGAAGUUCGAGGUGAUCGGAUCAAAACAAGCGACUUAAACGAUGAGGGCAGAGGGCUCUCUGGCCCCAGGUGCCAUCGAAACUUAGUUGACGCCAUUUCCUACAUAUGUGCGUAUCGAAAGGAGCCUGGGUACGUUACCGCGGCAGCCAUAGAGGAAGCUCCCGACGCGAUAGUGGUACUACUGGCUGCCAAUGGUGGCAUUGAUGUGAAGGUUGUCACUUUUCUGGAGACCGUUCUUAAGAUUCUUUCAUGGGUAAUCAAGAACCCUAGCGGCGUAAGACUGACCAAGACAGAGGGCCGAAAGAUCAUGAAGAUCUUAGCUGAACAUGUGCUGGCUUUCAACGCUCCCAAAAUCUUUCAAUACUACCUGCAAGUGAGCAAAAUGGUCCCCUCGUUAUUAAUGCGGCUGAGCACCGAGCCGGCAUUAAAAGAUGAUGUUAGUAUGAUCAAGCUUCGCAGCUGGUUUACGGCAAAUCUAUCGAAAGAUGGUCUUCCGCUACAAGAACGCGACAUGCCAAUCCUAGCCUUCUCCAGCUACGAUAAUAGAAAGAUCUUCGAGGCCUUGCACAACCACACUGGAAACCUCGAACAAACCCGUGGGAUAGAGCGACUCUUUAAGUUACUCUACAAAUUGGGAAAGCAUGUAGCUCAGUGCAAACGUCUGCUUGAGGCCACUAUUGCACUUCAUUCUGAGCUGGCUCGGGGUUUCCGUAUCGAGACGAUAAGCGGAUCACCGGAGAAGCGGACCCCCCUUUUGCCCCGGACCUGUAAAAUAAAGGACAUCAGCAAUCGUAUGUUUUCUGAAUCUGACAAGCGGGAUGCAUUUUUGCGGCAGUUGCAACAAAUUUACCCGGGUACUGAACUGGACAGGGUCCUGUCCAAGGACGUUUCUAAAGGAAAAACACGCGUGCACGCGGAACUUCUCGUGCUCGAUCAUUUUGAAAAAACUGGUGGCAGAUUUAUCUUCGAGCAGGACAGAAAUCAAGAUGAUAUUCUGUCUCGCAUGACUGAUACGGUCCGAAUGGAUCUGAAGAAUGACAUUGCUGCCAAAGUCGGUAGGCGGGUGAGCUACGCGGACUCGACAGCAGGGGGCAUAUCUACUAUUAUUGACAUGGAAUCUGAUCUUAUCCCAUUUGCCGAUGAUCUUUCCCUUCCAGAGCUUCUCAGGGCUUUUGAACUUCCAAAUCAGAAUCAUUAUAGCCCUAAAAUACCUCCCAUGGGCUCAGUCAUCUAUACCGAAAGCUUGCUCUCAAAUCCCAGAGGGGACAGUUUAGAUGGUAAGAGUGAUGAUGAUUCAGAUGCUGGUGGGGUAAAAGUUUGA